CUCACUACUGUCACAUAAGACAAAUCUCUUUAAUGAAACCAUGACAAUGAUAAGAUAGAGAGAGAGCAAGUUACACACAGUGAGUGACUGUUGUGUGUGUGUGUGUGUGUGUUAAAAGUGAGGGAGAAAAGGAUAACUUGUGCUGUGUUGUUUUCAUUCUCUAGCAAGAACAUAACCUUUGUAUAACACAGUGAGUGUGUGUUUCAGCUUCUUCAACAAAGCUUACUUCUACUCAUCUUACACACAGUAAGUGUGUUUCUGCUGUUCCACUUCACAAGAGAUCUUUAGACACUUGGUGUGAUUGUGUGUGUGUGUGUGUGUGUUAAUAGUUUAUGUUGUCUUCAAAAUCAUUUCUUUAAGACACAGUAAGUUUGUUUGUUUGUGUGUGUGUGUGUGUGUGUGUUGAUUGAACACUGAUGCAUUGAAAAAGACAAGGUCUUUCUGUGUUGUUUGUUCUUCAGUGUCAUUUCUUUUACACAUAGUAAGUAAGUGUGUAAUUAUGUGCUUAAAGUAAGUGUUCACAAAGCAAGAAAAAGGAUAGUUUUUUUUUUUUUUUUCUUGUGUUUUUCAAUAUCAUUUCUUUUCAAGAAAAGGGUACUCUUUUGUUCCUUGUUUUUUCAAGAUUAUUAGUUUUGCACACAGUAAAGUAAAACUAAGUGUGUGUUUGUGUGUUGAUCAGUGAGUGGUUCCACCAAAUCAAUUUAGGGUUUAAGACUAUGUUUGAUGGAGUCCCAGUUGAGCAUUUUCACAGGUUCAUCUCCACACCCUCUUCAACAAUUCCUCCAAAUUCUUCUCUGAUCCAAACAACACCAAUUUCAUCUUCAACAAACUUAAAUUUUCUAUCUUUUGAUCCCCUCUUGUUCCCUCCUCUUCAUACUCAUCACCAUCAUCAAAACAUUUUUCAAUCCAAUCACUUUGUUCGAACACCGACACGCGAUCAAUACAAUGAUACUCAAGGCAAAGUAGAUCAAGAAAUUGAUCUAGAUCUUGAUGUAAAUAAUGAGCCAUGGUCUGAUGAUGAAGUUAUUCAGUUAUUGAGGAUCAAAUCUAGUUCUGAGAAUUGGUUCAAAGAUUUGACUUGGGACCAUGUUUCCAGAAAGCUAGCAGAGAUGGGGUACAAAAGGAGUUCAGAACAAUGCAAAGAGAGGUUUGAAGAAGAAACAUGCAGGAGUUUCAGUAGUACUAUAGAGUGCAACAAGAGUAGCAACAGGUACUUGAUCAGUGAAGAACUUGAUGACCAUCUCUGCAAUAGUUCUGGCCAAAACACUCAUCAUCAUGUCACCAUUGAACCUCAUGAAAAUGUCAAUCACCAAGAGCAACCACAACUACAGGAAAAAGAAGUACAAAAUCUUGAGGCCCAGGGGCAAAAAAGUCAUUUUGAAAAGGACCCAAUUGAGAUAAUGUCACAACCAACUGAUCAAGAUGAUGCACAAGUGACAAAGAGCAAGAAGAGGAAGAGAAAACACAAGAAAUUCAAGAUGGUCAAAGGGUUGUGUGUUGACUUGGUGAACAAGAUGAUGGCUCAACAAGAAGAAAUGCACAAAAAGCUACUAGAAGACAUGGCGAAUCGCGACGAAGAGAAGCGGAAAAGGGAAGAAGCUUGGAGGAAGGAAGAAAUGGAAAGGAUGCAAAUGGAAAUUCAAAUUAGGGAACAUGAACAAGAGAUGGCAAGAGAUAGGCAAUCAACCAUCACUGAGUUCCUCAACAAGAUCACAUCUUUUGACAAUAAGAUUCAAAUCCCUUUUGAUAUAAACUUACAAGACCUUCUAUUUGAGGCAACAAACAUUGACAAGCCCAUGUCCCUAAGUGAAAUUACCAAAAUACCCUCUUUACAGAAUAUCACCGAUCGAAAGUACCCUAAUCAUGAUCAGGCGAUAGCAAAAGAUGACAUUGGGAAGAGAUGGCCAAGAGAUGAAGUGUUGGCAUUGAUAAACAUAAGGAGCAAUGUGAACAAUGGCAUUGGUGGUAAUAGUGAAGAACAUGCCAGGGGUUCUUUAUGGGAGAGAAUAUCACAAGGAAUGUUAGAGUUGGGUUACAAGAGAAGUGCAAAGAGGUGUAAAGAGAAGUGGGAGAAUAUAAACAAGUAUUUUAGGAAAACAAAAGAUGCAAACAAGAAGAGGUCUUUGGAGUCAAGAACUUGUCCUUAUUACCAUGAGUUAAGUAAAUUAUACAACCAAGAGAAGCUAGCAUCAUUGUCCAACUCAGCCGGAGAGGAGCUACUCGCGACCAAAAUUACACCGGAAAACUGAUGAUGUGUGUUCACAGAUCAAUGGUAUAUGAGUUCAGAAUGAUCGAGGCCUAAUAACUAGACUUCCAAUGCGCGGGUGUGUCUUUUUACUACUAUAUUUUGGUACAUUUUUUUCCAUGAUGUUAAAUCGUGUAGCAAAUUUUUGUUUUGAUGAUUAAAUAAAUCAUGUAGCAUAUGUUUCCUAAUUAUUAUCAUGUAUGGUAUUUGUUUUGCUUUCCCUGCA
Messenger RNA from Helianthus annuus (common sunflower), 2471 nucleotides. Its product is annotated as trihelix transcription factor GTL2. The record is from RefSeq and is a predicted model, not a curated record. Lineage: Eukaryota; Viridiplantae; Streptophyta; Magnoliopsida; Asterales; Asteraceae. The transcript has 2 exons. Bases 717 to 2249 code for a protein of 510 amino acids.